Messenger RNA from Exophiala spinifera, 957 nucleotides. RefSeq lists its product as uncharacterized. Gene Ontology annotation, biological process: fatty acid metabolic process. The record is from RefSeq and is a predicted model, not a curated record. Gene Ontology annotation, molecular function: oxidoreductase activity, acting on the CH-OH group of donors, NAD or NADP as acceptor; NAD+ binding. NCBI's taxonomy places the organism in Eukaryota, Fungi, Ascomycota, Eurotiomycetes, Chaetothyriales, Herpotrichiellaceae. The coding region runs from base 1 to 957 and encodes 318 amino acids. The transcript is spliced from 2 exons.
AUGUCGUCCUCCCAGUCCGCGGGGGCGGCCCAGAGGCUGUCCGCAUUGAGCCGCCAGUUCUCGAGCACACCCUCGACACAAUUCGAGGUAAAGAAGCUCGGUGUUGUUGGAGCUGGGCAAAUGGGUCUUGGAAUCGCCCUCGUUGCCGCCCAAAAAGCACAAGUCCCAGUUACUUUGGUCGAUAACUCGCAAGCGUCGCUCGACAAGGGCAUGGCGUUCGCCGACAAACUUUUGGCGAAGGAUGUAUCAAAAAAGAAAAUCAGUGAAGAGAUCGCCAAGGCUAUACGAGACCGGUUAAAGCCCACAACACAGAUGUCGGACCUCUCUGAUGUCGACAUGGUCAUUGAAGCCGUGCCCGAGAUUCCGUCCUUGAAAGAGAAGAUUUUCGCGGAACUGGCCCAAGUAUGCCCGAAACACGCUAUCUUGGCGACGAACACCUCUAGUAUAAGUAUUACCCGAAUCGCACGAGCAACGUCGAAGGAUCCUACAGACACAUCAGCAUCCUCUCGGGUGGUGUCGACACAUUUCAUGAACCCGGUCCCUAUUCAAAAAGGUGUGGAAAUUAUCUCAGGACUGCAAACUUCCCCGGAGACCCAGGCUGCAGCGAUUGCAUUCUGCGAAAAGAUGGGCAAAGUGGCAUCGGUAUCAAUCGAUAGCCCCGGCUUCCUUGCCAACCGAAUUCUCAUGCCAUAUAUCAACGAGGCCAUCAUCUGUCUUGAAACGGGUGUUGGAACCAAAGAAGACAUUGACAACAUCAUGAAAAACGGAACGAAUGUACCCAUGGGCCCAUUAACACUAGCUGAUUUCAUUGGAUUGGAUACUUGUCUGGCGAUCAUGGAGACACUACAUGCUGGGCUUGGUGACAGCAAGUAUAGACCAAGCGUAUUGUUGAGGCAAUAUGUGGAUGCUGGUUGGUUGGGCAAGAAGAGUGGGAAGGGUUUCUACGACUAUAAAUAA